Molecule: messenger RNA, 893 nt
Organism: Aspergillus steynii IBT 23096
Lineage: Eukaryota; Fungi; Ascomycota; Eurotiomycetes; Eurotiales; Aspergillaceae
Exons: 1
Coding region: 142-822 (226 amino acids)
Source: RefSeq, a predicted model, not a curated record
GGACGGUAGAGGAACGGUUGAUAAAGGGAAACUAGACGGCACAGCCCUGCUGCUAUAAUUGUCAAACCCUAACUUCACCAUCUCUAUUUUCCAGACCUCUUUUCCCGGGCCCUCGCUGAAUUAGACCAGAGCGAAAUCACAAUGGAAGACGGAACGCCCCUCCCCCCGAACGACGCCAUGUUCCGAGCCCUCAUGUACUGGGGCGAAGAGAACGCCAUACAGAUCCGCGAAGCGCACCUCUCCAAAGGCGGCUGGGAAGGAUGGAUGCAAGAAGAGAUGCGAUUUCUCUUCAACGCGGGCCGCGAAGACAACUGCUACGAGGACAACGAGAAGAUGGCGGCCGACAUCGUGCUGACGCCGGGGCUGUCUGGCGCGGAGGUGUUUCCGAACGAGCCGUACGUGGGCGAGGAGUGCGCGAUCAUCGAGCUCAAAUGCGAGAGUUAUUUCAACGCGCAUAAGUUCAAGGGGGAGGUGAAGAAGGAUAUUCAGAAGGUGAAUGGGGGACUGUUUAAGAGUCGGAUGUUUCAGGGCGGAUGCAACAUCUACUGCGUCGCGCUUGCGAUGAGCAACGAGGGGGCGUGUGAUAUGGAGGAUUUGGGGCUGGAGCUGUUUGAGUUUGAUGAUGCUGAGGCGCCGUUUCAGGUGUGGUGGUGUGUGAGAACGAUUGAUGCCGAAGAGUUCAGCGGCGAGGAAGAGGAGGAUGCUGAUUAUUGGGAUGACGAUGACACUCUUGAGGACGAUGAGGAUGAGACGGUUGAUGAUGGGACAUAUGCCCAAGGUUAUAGUAAUGGGUACAACCAUCAAUAUGGUGCAUACAAUUGAGAUGGCGGAAAGGGCGCUGGGGAUUUAAGUAUAUACAUUUUUGAGUACUACAGACUAUUAAGAUAUGCUGC